Messenger RNA from Calidris pugnax (ruff), 2336 nucleotides. RefSeq names its product protein phosphatase, Mg2+/Mn2+ dependent 1G (gene PPM1G). The record is from RefSeq and is a predicted model, not a curated record. Gene Ontology annotation, molecular function: cation binding; protein serine/threonine phosphatase activity. Gene Ontology annotation, cellular component: nucleoplasm. Gene Ontology annotation, biological process: protein dephosphorylation. The transcript has 10 exons. The coding region runs from base 167 to 1858 and encodes 563 amino acids. Lineage: Eukaryota; Metazoa; Chordata; Aves; Charadriiformes; Scolopacidae.
UUCCGCUCCGCGGCUCCUCGGUGGGAGGUUCCGCCGCCCUCGCCGCCUCGCCGGGCCGCUCCGGUCCCGCUCCGCGCCCAGCCGCUUCGCUGCCGCCGCUCCCGCCCCUCCGCCCAGCGCCGCCGCGCCGAGGGCCGGGUUCGCCGGCGGAGGCCGCCGCGGCGCCAUGGGCGCCUACCUGUCGCAGCCCAACACGGUGAAGAGCUCGGGGGACGGGGCCGGGCUGGGGCCGCGCCCGCUCCACUUCGGCUUCAGCGCCAUGCAGGGCUGGCGCGUCUCCAUGGAGGACGCGCACAACUGCAUACCCGAGCUGGACAGUGAAACAGCCAUGUUCUCAGUCUACGAUGGACACGGAGGAGAAGAAGUUGCCCUGUAUUGUGCCAAGUAUCUCCCUGAGAUAAUCAAAGACCAGAAGGCCUACAAGGAAGGCAAAUUGCAAAAGGCCCUGGAAGAUGCUUUCUUAGCCAUAGAUGCCAAGCUCACCACUGAGGAGGUGAUUAAAGAGCUCUCUCAGAUGGCUGGGCGACCCCAAGAUGAUGAAGAUGAGAAGGAGAAGGUUGCUGAUGAAGAUGAUGUGGAUAACGAGGAAGCUGCUCUUCUGCACGAAGAAGCCACAAUGACCAUCGAGGAGCUCCUCACACGUUAUGGACAAAACUGCACCAAGAACCUCAAAAACAAGUCUUUAGCUCCGGCUGGGGAGAACGCUGCAGAGGGGACAGGCAAGCAGCAUGAUGGGGAGUCAAAUAUGAAUGGAGAGGCUGACGCAGGGGAGCUUACCGACCACAAGGAGAGGAAGAAUGGGAAGCCAGAUGAAGAAAUCACGGGUAUUUCCUCCACCUCAGACAAAGCCAGCGCUGGAGGCAACAGUCCUGCUCUGCAGAAGCCUGAACUAGGCAAAGGUGACGAGGCCGUCACCUCUUCUACUGGGGAGGCCGGGCCCUCCUGCUCCUCUACGGGAAAGCCCCAGCGCACAACCAAAUCCAAAUUUUUUGAGGACAGUGAGGAUGAGUCAGAUGAGGUUGAGGAAGAGGAGGAAGACAGUGAGGAAUGCAGUGAAGAUGAGGAUGGUUACAGCAGUGAAGAAGCAGAGAAUGAAGAUGAUGAAGAUGACACUGAAGAAGCAGAGGAGGAUGAGGAUGAAGAGGAGGAGAUGUUGUUACCAGGCAUGGAGGGGAAAGAGGAGCCUGGCUCUGACAGUGGGACAACCGCUGUCGUGGCACUCAUCCGGGGCAAGCAGCUGAUUGUGGCCAACGCUGGAGACUCGCGCUGUGUGGUCUCGGAAGGUGGCAAAGCUGUCGACAUGUCGUAUGACCACAAGCCAGAGGAUGAGGUGGAGCUGGCCAGGAUAAAGAAUGCAGGCGGCAAGGUCACCAUGGACGGGAGAGUGAACGGCGGCCUCAACCUCUCCAGGGCAAUCGGUGAUCACUUCUACAAGCGGAACAAGAAUCUGCCUCCAGAAGAACAGAUGAUCUCUGCCUUGCCUGACAUCAAAGUGCUGACAAUAAACGACGACCACGACUUCAUGGUCAUUGCCUGCGAUGGAAUCUGGAAUGUGAUGAGCAGUCAGGAAGUGGUGGAUUUCAUCCAGUCCAAGAUCACCCAAAAGGAUGAGAAUGGAGUCCUGAGGCCGCUUUCCUCCAUUGUAGAAGAGCUGCUGGAUCAGUGCUUGGCUCCAGACACCUCAGGGGAUGGCACUGGCUGCGAUAACAUGACCUGCAUCAUUAUCAGCUUCAAACCCCGUAACACACACCCGCCGGCGGACAGCGGGAAGCGGAAACUGGAGGAGGCGGCAGCGCCGGCACCAGCGGAAGAGAACGGCGGCGACAACAACAACAAGAAGAAGGCCAAGCUGGAAUAACGAGCCCCACGCAGGGACUUUGCUGUGCACUCACCAGACUCUCGUUUCUUAAACAUGCUGAACUCAAGACUCCAAAGUCUUGUCCUUUUUUUAGCCUUAGCAGAGGCCUUGUUUGUCCGUGUCCUGGUCGGGGGGUGGGGGGUAGCGAGGGCAUGUCGCGCUGUUCAUCUGUAACCAUUCCAAAGAGGGAGCCCAGGGCAGAGCCUCCGCGCGGGACCCUGCGAGCACAGAGCCCCCUGGUUAGGAGGAGGAUGUCCCCCCAUCGUCUCCAUGUGGUUGUUGCCAUUUCCGUGCCUGUGAAUUUCUGUUUGGAGGGAAGAACUUUUUCACUGUUGAGGUUUUUUUAAUCUGCACCCGAUUAUUUAAGGCCCUUUGUUUUUAUUUGUGAAACAAUCUGGCUGUGGUGCUGCUGCCACACCUCAUCCUGUUGUACACUUUCAAUCAAUACUUUUUUCAAACUAAAAGGCCAGAAAACGUA